This is a messenger RNA of Dioscorea cayenensis subsp. rotundata (Guinea yam), 1815 nucleotides long. RefSeq names its product histone-lysine N-methyltransferase ASHH1. The record is from RefSeq and is a predicted model, not a curated record. Gene Ontology annotation, molecular function: histone H3K36 methyltransferase activity; protein binding. Bases 174 to 1697 code for a protein of 507 amino acids. The transcript has 11 exons. Gene Ontology annotation, biological process: regulation of DNA-templated transcription. NCBI's taxonomy places the organism in Eukaryota, Viridiplantae, Streptophyta, Magnoliopsida, Dioscoreales, Dioscoreaceae. Gene Ontology annotation, cellular component: chromatin; nucleus.
UUUUGCUUUCGAUUCUCGUUCGAUUUUCAUCUAAAACCCUAGAUUUUUCCCUCUCGAUCAAUCCCAUUCAUCAUUUGUUUGAUACUUGAUUGCUCUCUUAGAAUAUUAACUUAUGCCUGACUUUUGAAGCAGAGUGAUUCCUAGUUCCGAGCCUUGUUGCAGUUCUCUCCUGAAUGGACCAACAGAAUGAAUGGCCUGCACCAUAUAAGCAUAUCGAGAGAAAUGAUUUCGUACAUCGGAAGCAUAAGAAGCAAAAGGAGGAGGAUAUAGCUGUAUGUGUAUGCCGCUAUGAUGCUAAUGACCCUGAGAGUGCAUGUGGGGGAAGUUGCUUAAAUGUGCUGACCAGCACAGAAUGCACACCUGGCUAUUGUCCUUGUGGAAAUUUUUGUAAGAAUCAGAAAUUUCAAAAAUGUGAGUACGCAAAGUUACAAUUGUUUAAAACUGAAGGUCGUGGGUGGGGACUUCUUGCUGCUGAGGAUAUCAAGGCUGGUCAGUUUGUAAUUGAAUAUUGUGGUGAGGUGAUAUCUUGUCAGGAGGCAAAAUGGAGAGCCCAAAGAUAUGAAGUUGAAGGUUUAAAAGAUGCAUUUAUUAUCUCUCUGGAUGCAUAUGAAUCUAUUGACGCCACUAGUAAAGGAAGCCUAGCUCGAUUCAUUAAUCAUUCAUGCCAACCAAAUUGUGAAACAAGAAAGUGGAAUGUGCUGGGGGAGGUAAGAGUGGGGAUAUUUGCGAAGCAAGACAUUAACGCAGGGACAGAAUUAGCCUAUGAUUAUAAUUUUGAAUGGUAUGGUGGUGCCAAGGUUCGGUGCCUUUGUGGUGCACCCAGCUGCUCUGGUUUUCUUGGGGCUAAAUCACGUGGUUUUCAGGAAGCAACUUAUCUAUGGGAAGAUGGUGACACCAGGUACUCUAUUGAGAAUGUUCCGGUUUAUGAUUCUGAGGAAGAUGAACCAGCAACAAAGAUCCUCAAGGCAAUUGUCCCUGUGAAGGACGAGAUGAUUGCUGAUGAUGGGAGCAGUUACCUUUUAGGAGUUGAUGGCAUGGAACCCAUCUUGUUCCCUCACUCCCAACCAAUAUCAGUGGAACCACUGAACUCUCUCCCAAUGGAAAUCGACGGAUUGAAGAAUGAAAUACCAGGAGAAGAUAACAAUUACUCAGAAGAUGCACAUCAGAGACUUACUCAAAAGAGUACAAUGAUAUCUCGUAUCCGGAGCAAUAGUGCUUGCAGAAACUAUCACAUAGAUUCAAGCCCAACCAAAAACUCAGCAUUCUACCCCAGUGCUAAAUCUAAAACCAACGUUCGUAGGCAAGUGAAUAUCAAAUCUGUAACUGAUCGCCUUGCUUCAGAAGAUGCUUGUCAGGAAAUUUUCACUUGUGAGGAAUCAAGGAACCUGGCCGCAUCUCAGCUUGAUGCUUUGUAUGAUGAGAUCAGGCCGGCCAUUGAAGAGCACGAGAGGGACACUCAAGAUAGUGUUCCCACAAGUGUUGCAGAGAAAUGGAUUGAGGCCAGCUGCAAUAAACUGAAGGCGGAGUUUGACCUCUACUCGUCCAUCAUCAAGAACAUUACCUGCACACCACGAAGAGCUCAAAAUAAUAUGGGACCAGAAGGUGUUGCUACUGAAAAUGGAAUCAAACUCUUGGAAAAUGGAACAGUGAAAUCUGAGAUGCAGGGUGUUGUGUCAUUGAAUGGCUCAACAUUUUAAUUGGGAAGAUUUUGUGUACACAGCUUGUUUCAAGAAUGACCCCCGCUUGACUUUUGUAUUUAUUAUUGCAACAGUCUUCUUGGGCAGUGUUUGAGAGAAAAUUUUCUCCAGUUUUAAA